GAAUCUGAUGCGGGUUUUUAUCCGUGAAAGCUGCCAUGUUAAGGCUGGACAGUCCAUAUCCGACUAUCUGUCCACUAGUUAUGUAGCUAGCAAAACGAGUUAGCCUCCGGUGCUGCAAACUCUUGAGAUUCGUCUUUUAUUGUUACUUAAAGUCGAUUAGUCAAUCUAGUUUGUAUUUUGAGGCAAACUCGCUGCUGAAGGCAAACAAGCUUAACCUUGUUAAGGCUGGCUGGCGUUAGCUUUUUCUUUUAUCUUAAAACGAAACUUAUCCUAUUUCAUUCAAGCCUGUGUUGUUACCGGACCACCACAGGGUGCAAUGCUACCACAACGAUAUUACUGGAUGGAAACAAUGCAGCGAAGCCUAGAGUGGGCAAGGGGUACGCUCUUGAAUGUUGCUUCAGCAGACGGCCUGAUAGCUUAAGUGUCCGAGUUCAUCGAGGAGAUUCGCACCUAUGGUCGGCCUGCACAACAAGCCAGUUCCGGUUACCAGGCUCCAUUGACUUGGACUGGAGCAAUGGGGGCUCCUCAUUAUCACAUCACCGGAGAGCAGCUGAGGUUUCUCAUGUCCUGUGCUUUCAGCCUCUCUCAGAUGGCUGAGAUUUUCCAUGUGUCCCGUUCCACAGUCAAACGGCGCCUACGGUCAAUUGUGCUUGGGGAAGGGCGUUUUUCAGACUUGUCAGACACUGCUCUGGACGAUAAGGUUAAGGACCUUGUGGCUGGGAAUGACAGAGUUGGACCGGAGUCCGUCCGAGCACAACUGAGGGCAGAGGGAAUCCGGGUGCAGAGACGCAGAGUGAGGGACAGUAUGGUUGGCGUUAACCCGAGGGCGGUUGCCCUCAGAGCCAUGUCGCAGAGGCUGCACAGAAGGUCCUACUGUGUCACUGGUCCAAAUUCUUUAUGGCACCUGGAUGGAAACCACAAACUGAUUAGGUGGAGGAUAGUCAUCCACGGUGGCAUUGAUGGCUACAGUCACCUUGUUGUGUUUCUCCGUGCUUCCAGCAACAAUCUCAGCAGUACUGUAAUGGAGUGCUUCAUAAAAGCAAUGACCAGAUAUGGUGUUCCGUCCAGGGUCAGAACAGACCACGGAGGAGAAAACAACGCUGUCUGUUUAUUCAUGAACAUUUUCCGAGGGUCUGGUAGAGGCAGUGCUUUGAGGGGAAGGAGCGCACACAAUCAGAGGAUUGAGAGACUGUGGCGUGGCCUGACCAAUGUCUACUACCAUCUGUUCAAUUUCCUUGAGAGUGAGGGGAUUGUGGACAUUGACAAUGAAAUGCAUGUCUGGGCUCUGCAUUGUGUAUCUCCCUAGAAUAAAUAGAGACAUGGCAGACUUCUGCAAGCAGUGGAACCACCAUGGUUUGAGGACUGAGAGGCACCAGUCCCCUCUGCAGAUCUUCGUUAGAACCUGCCUUGCACAACAGAGGCUACCUACUACUGCGAUGCAGGACCUCUUUGCUGCCACACCCACAGGAGGUGAAAGGGCAGACAGCACUGUACCCAGAGGUAUGGACGGGGCGGGGCGGCUCUGGGCGGCUCGGGGCGGAGCGGCUCAGGGCGGCAGGGACACCUGUUGUUCACUGGCCAGAGAGAGUGACCAUACCUCCAAACCAGUUUACUUUGGGAAAUGCUCUCAUGCAAGUACUUGCCGCACAAAUCAAUCCCCUCGGAGGCCUCAGAACAGCCCUUGGAAUGGACAUCCUGCAAGAGGUCAUUUCUUUCCUGGAGUCCUCAAAUGACCAAUAAGAUUUUGGACUUUCAGACAAGGAAUACGAAAUGAGAAUUAUAUUUGCACUGCCAGUUGCACUGCUACUUACUUUACUCUGUAAACGUUUUUUUUUUGCUUUUUGUCUUUUAUUGACCUUUUUUAUGUUUCAUCAACUGGUGCCAAGUUGUUGACCAGUGGUGCUAGUUGUGCACGAAAUAAAAUUCUUAACACUGCAGGCAACUACCAUCAUACUUGAUAACCACAGAAACGUAUUACAUGGUAUAUAGACUUAGACUGACAUCUACUGGACAAUUAGAACACAUUUUGCAAUUUGUGUUGCGGGCCCUGAAUUUCUAUUACACACUAAGUGUGUACGUGUAUAUACAGUGGGAAAAUGUGUCCAAACUUUUGACUAAUAAUAUGAAUGUAAGGGAUAAUGUAUAGAACGCCGGUCAUU
This is a messenger RNA of Hypomesus transpacificus, 2159 nucleotides long. RefSeq lists its product as uncharacterized. The record is from RefSeq and is a predicted model, not a curated record. Bases 515 to 1306 code for a protein of 263 amino acids. The transcript has 5 exons. Gene Ontology annotation, molecular function: nucleic acid binding. Gene Ontology annotation, biological process: DNA integration. NCBI's taxonomy places the organism in Eukaryota, Metazoa, Chordata, Actinopteri, Osmeriformes, Osmeridae.